AUGUCUCUCGAUAACCCCAAGCGCUACCGCAACACCGGUCCACCCCAUCCUAUUGACGUAGACACAUACAAAGAAGUCUCCGUCAUCUCACCACUAAGAUCGCAUCCACCGCCAACAGUCGAGUCCAGCGCCAGUGACUGCACUUUGCAAGUAAACCAUGAAGACGUCACGCUAGAAUUGAGCGAUCGCUCUCUAAACCUCGAGCUGAACGGCAUGCCAGAUGAAAAAUACGACAAGGCAGACAUUGAGAAAGAAGCCGUGGACCUGACGGAGCAGAACCAGUCUGGUCGACAGCGCGCAGGAACCGGCAAUGGCAAUGGAACUGGAAAUCCGAGGCCGUACUCGGAGUCCAUGACAGAUACCGGUACUGUUAUGCGUCAUCGAAAAUCUCAUCGGCGGCAAUGGAUUAUCGCUGGUGCUAUUUUGGGCGUUAUUGUUCUUCUUACUGUGAUUAUUGUUCCUUCUGCGAUUUAUGGGACCCGCGAGGCUCAGGCUAGGAACAAGGCCAAGGCUCAGAUUGAUGCAGCUGGCGUUGGCAUUUGA
This is a messenger RNA of Penicillium nucicola, 543 nucleotides long. RefSeq lists its product as uncharacterized. NCBI's taxonomy places the organism in Eukaryota, Fungi, Ascomycota, Eurotiomycetes, Eurotiales, Aspergillaceae. The record is from RefSeq and is a predicted model, not a curated record. Bases 1 to 543 code for a protein of 180 amino acids. The transcript has a single exon.